AUGUCUUCUGCCAACCAGCAACAGCCCCUCGUCUCGGUCAACGAUCCCGCCAACAUCGCCCCACAGCCUCACAACCUACCACACAACCAGCACCAACCACACCAGCAGAUUCCCUCCAUUCCGGCGUAUAACAACCCAACUUCCAACCCUGCUGCAUCACAGGCAGUUGCGAACCAUCCAUCUACUGCCGCUGUCGUCGUCCCCUCCAAGCCCGCCGCCGGCCAGCAGCCGCACGCCGCCGCAUCUCAUCUCGCUUCUGCCAACUCGGCCGGAACCUACAGCUCCACCUCUCUCCCGCUUGCCAUUGCGGCUCAGCAACGCAAGCUCAGUGGACGCUAUGCCUUGGCCGACUUUGCCGUAGAGAGGACCCUCGGCACCGGCAGCUUCGGCAGGGUUCACCUGGUCAGGAGCCGUCACAAUCAGAGAUUCUACGCGAUAAAGGUCCUGCGCAAGGAUCAAGUCGUCAAGAUGAAGCAGGUCGAGCACACGAACUCUGAGCGAGCUGUCCUAUCCAUUGUCCGACAUCCUUUCUUGGUCAACCUGUGGGGAACCUUCAAGGACCCCACCUUCCUUUAUAUGGUCAUGGACUACGUCCCCGGCGGCGAGCUCUUCACCCUCCUGCGCAAGUCGCUCCGCUUCCCGCACCCCGUCGCCAAGUUCUACGCCGCAGAGGUCGCGCUCGCGAUCGACUACCUCCACCAAAACAACAUCGUCUACCGUGACCUCAAGCCCGAAAACAUCCUUCUCGGUGCAGACGGCCACCUCAAAAUCACCGACUUUGGGUUCGCCAAAUACGUCCCAGACGUCACUUGGACGCUCUGUGGUACUCCCGACUACCUGGCGCCAGAAAUCGUCAGCUCCAAGGGAUACAACAAGAGCGUAGAUUGGUGGGCGCUCGGAGUGCUGCUUUUCGAGAUGCUUGCUGGGCAUCCGCCGUUUUUCACCGAGGAUGGCAACCCGAUCAAGCUGUACGAAAAGAUCAUUGCGUGCAAGGUUCGAUACCCUCCCUAUUUCGAGGCUGGCGUAAAGGAUCUCCUCAAAUCCCUGCUGACGGCGGACCUCUCCAAGCGGUUCGGCAACCUCCAUCGCGGAUCCAAGGACAUUUUCGAGCACCUCUGGUUCGCCGAGGUGGACUGGGACCGCCUGUACCGGCGAGAUAUCCCCGCACCAUACCUCCCAACGGUCACUGUCGAUGGCGAUUCCAGCCAAUUCGAGAGGUACCCGGAGAACGACAUCUCCGACUACAACCGGCCGGACCUCCCGGACAAGUGGGGCGACCUCUUUCCGGACUUUUGA
Molecule: messenger RNA, 1296 nt
Organism: Pseudozyma flocculosa PF-1
Lineage: Eukaryota; Fungi; Basidiomycota; Ustilaginomycetes; Ustilaginales; Ustilaginaceae
Exons: 7
Coding region: 1-1296 (431 amino acids)
Biological process (GO): peptidyl-serine phosphorylation
Cellular component (GO): nucleus; cAMP-dependent protein kinase complex
Molecular function (GO): cAMP-dependent protein kinase activity; ATP binding
Source: RefSeq, a predicted model, not a curated record